AUGACGCGCAACUGGCGCUCUCGGCCGCAGCUGACGGAGUCUUGGGAUGACAUGGAAGACAGCGCCGAGGACAAAAGCGAGAUCUACGACGAAGACGAGGAGCGGGACGAGAUGGGAGAAGAGUAUCGCCCACGCGCGAACGGCAUGAAGGCUUCCAUGGGAGACAGUCGCGACUUGCGGCGCCGCAGCCUGAGAUCAUCGGUCGAGUCAGAGUUGGUUAUGCCGUCUUCCCCUGAUGCCAGCCCGAACAGAGCAUCCAGCGAACAGCGCGCAUCAACGCCGCACAUGCGCUUGAACCAACGAUCCAUGACAAGCGACGCCGGCGAGUUGCGUAGGAAGACGAGAUCUUCGAAUCUACGCGCGAGAGGUCUCGAUCGCUCUACCACGAGUGACGCCGGCCGCUUCCGUUCCUCGCGCCUUGUCCAGCACGACGACGCAGAUUACGAAUCCGACGAAGAGAGUGCAACACAAUCAGGGAGCGUACUAUGGCAGCGCAUACUUCGUCCAGCACUUGGAUACUUUGCUAGCGUCGCAGGCUUGGUCAUGCAGAACCUGAAGCCUAUUCUCGCAUACGGACUGCUCCUCUACCUCGUGGCAGCAGCGCUGGUAUUCGGCGCAGGCUUCCUGACCAACAGCAUUACCAACGCUCUGAGCCCCCUUUGCCGACUUCCUUUCACGUCGAAUUUGGCCUUCUGCCCUUCGCCGCAGUCGCCAGAGCUGAAGGGAAACGCAGAAUUCGACAAGCUCGUGCAGGCUCAAGAUGCAUUCCAAGAUGUGUUGGCGGGCACUACAUCUGGUUCUCAGCUCCCUCUGGCCAUGAAGCGAGGUGAAGCCAGCAUCCGCGAUUUGAAGCAUGUAGUGCAGUACUCGCAUCUGCCCUCAAAGAACGAGCUUGUGUUCGAAUUCGGUGGCUUCAUCGAUACUGCUCGCCAGGCGUCCCAAGACCUGGGCCGCUUCAAUUCGCGCAUUGGUAGGGCCGUCGAUCACAUACUCAGCACGAACCGAUGGACAAUAUCUGUUAUCGAUGGCGUGGAAGCCAACGAGGCUUCGAAGGGCGCAAUCUCAAAUUGGGUCACCAAGAAUUUGAACAUCUUCGCUCCUUUCCAACCACUCAGCCUGUCCCGGAACGUACUAUUGGACCAGUAUCUCCGCCACACUAGCGCGGUUGAGGAACAAAUUCUUGGUCUCAUCAACGAAGCGCUGGCUCUUCGGGACAUUCUGGAGAACUUGGACGGACGCCUAGACGUCAUAGCUGGAAUAGUGACUCGGGACGACGUGAAGCUCGGAGCCACGAAGGAUGAGCUGUUUGCCACUCUUUGGACAAAGCUAGGCGGCAAUCGGGCUUCAGUUGCCAAGCUUGAGCAGCAGCUGAAGCUGCUGAACGAGGUGACGCACUAUCGCAAGCUGGCUUGGGGCCACGUUACUGCUACGAUCCUCAAGUUGCAAGAGAUCCAGCACAGCCUUGAGGAUCUUCGCGAGCGGGUUGCUCUACCAGAAACUAUUGGCACGGCGAAGAUUCCGCUCGAGGUCCAAAUCGAAGCCAUCAACCUUGGAAUUGAGCGCUUGGAGAAUCAGCGAGAUGUUAGCCGCAAGUUGGAGGCAGAGAACUAUGCAAGGAUUGUUUCAGCCGGGGAGUCCAAGGAUAGACAUCUCAUUGAGAGGUCGAAGGAUGCGAAGGAGUUGUGA
Lecanosticta acicola is the source of this 1686-nucleotide messenger RNA. Lineage: Eukaryota; Fungi; Ascomycota; Dothideomycetes; Mycosphaerellales; Mycosphaerellaceae. The record is from the annotation of a GenBank genome assembly.